GUGAAUGGACUCGGGCUCAAAUUCUAUUUCUUCCUAGAAUUAUUACCACGCGCCUAAAAGGGUAAGAAUUGUAUGAUUUCACAAGCUUCCCCUUCAACUCUGUACUCCUACUCGCCAAUUCACCGUUCUUCAUCAACAUACAUACAUCCAGGCCUUCGAACAUACAGGGCCGCCCCUGGCUGACAUUCUGGAUUGCUGGUACGAAAGAGGGGGUAUUUAUUUUGUUUACUUUGGGAACAUGCCGAAACAAUAUCCUGUUCUUGAUAACCGUCCCAUUAACAAGUGGAAGGUAGCAGAGCUGAGGGAUGAGCUUAAGAAGCGUAAUUUAGCUGUGAAGGGAUUGAAGGAUGACUUGGUGAAUAGAUUGGAUGAAGCAAUUCAGAAGGAAAGAGAAGCCCUUGAGAUGGAAGAAGAUGACAAGGGUUCUGAAAGUGAAAGUGAGACAAAAAGUAUGUCUUCUGAGUGUGAUAAAAAAGUUAAUGAAGCAGAAGAUAGUGUGCCUAAGGAUGAGACCAUGGAUUUACCUGAUGAAACAGACUCUACAAAAGGGAUAUACAAUGAUCAGAGUGGAAAGUCUGUUAGUUCUCCAACGGGAGGUGAAAGUAAAGGUUCAGGGACUCCUUUAGAAACCAUACCUUCUGUUAAUGCAAACGAGGGAAUCCAUGAUGGGAUAGCUUCAACUGAGUCAGUCCCACAAAGAGUAACAGGGGAGGAUGACGUAACCAAAUCUUCCCAUAAUGAUGACGUGGAAACAAAAAAAGUAUCUUCUGGGCCUGAUUUGUCUCAUUCAAGCACCACCCAAGUACAUGAUGUCAUCUCUAAUAUAGGGUCUCAAGUAGAAUCUGUUACAGGCGAUGCUCAAACUGGAAAUUCUAUUAAUUUUCCAACAGCUGGGGAAAGUAUAGAUUCAGAUGCUCCUUUGGUAAGUGAGGUAACCAUACCUUCAGCUGAUGCUAAUGAGGGAAUCGCUGAUGGGAUGGUUUCAACUGAGUCGGUGCCAUUAGGCAAAGUUGAGGGGGACGAGGUCAUCAAGUCUUCCCAAAAUAAUGAUGUGGAAACAAAAAUAUAUUCUGCCGAACCUGAUUUGUCCCACUCAACCACCACCCAGGUACAUGAGGUCAUCACUAAUUUAGGGUCUCAAGUAAAAUCUGACUCAAUUCCUACUGAUACUUUGCCGAUUUACUUAACAAAUGAACAUAACUAUGAUUUGAGUCCUGAUAAUGUCAUUUUAGAAAAAGAAAUUGAUAGGUCAGAAAUGGUUCUUCCAUCGUCCAACAAAGACCUCUCAGAUGUUGGCGUAGCUCAUCCAAUGGAUGCAAAAAUGCCAAGUGUGAGUCAUGGUCUUGUUGGAGGAACUGAUGACCAAAAGUCCCCAAAUGUGAACUUUAGCAUGAAAAAUGAAAAUGCAGACCAAUCUUUAGUAGUAGAUGCUCUCAUUAUAGAACAUAAUAAGGCUUCAAAUAGUACUGAGCUGCUGGAAAAGAAGGAAGCAUCUGAAGAAGAAAACAUUGGAGUUGGUGCGUCUACAAAGGAAGCUGAUCUUCAAGAUGUUUCCAUCAUAGAACACAACAUGAAUGAGACAGAUUCAAAUAGUACUCAGCUAUUGCAAGGUCUGUCAAAUGAUGGAAAGCUAAAUGAAGAUAAGUUUUCGUGUAAGGAGGAGUCAUCUGAACAAGGAAAAAUUGAUGUGGAUGUGUCUACCAUGGAAACCGAUUCUCAAGAGCUUAAAAUGGAUUGCAAGGCUUCAAACAGCAUCAAACUGCUGGAAGAAAGUGCGAGUGAAGCUUUGUCUUCAUUUCAAGAGAAGGAAUCAUCUGAAGAAGAAAAAAUUGAAGGAGAGAAAAUUGAUGUUGAUGCUUCUACCAUGAAAACCGAUUCUCAAAAGCACACCAUGGAUGAUAAGGCUACAAAUAUUACUGAGAAACUGGAACGGCUUUCAAAAGGUGGAGGUCUAGCUGAAGAUAAUUUUCAGUGUAAAGAGACCGAUUCACCGGGGAAAGAAGAAGUUGAUGUUGCUGCUUCUGUCAAGGAAGCUAAUUUUCAAGCGGAAGGUGAAUCUACUGAUAUUGCGGAAGGAGAUAAUCUUGAAAAAAUAAACCUCGACCAGUCUUCUCCAGAUGAUUCCAUGGACGAGGACAUAGCUGACCCAAAGAACAUUGAUUCUGAGCACAUCUCCUUUGAAGUGUUAGGUAAAAAGACAGAAGAACCCCUUACUAAGAAACCUGAAGUUGAGGUUGAAGGUAGUAUUAGUGCUACAAUGCUUGACAUUUCUUCUGAUGCAUGUCAAGUUUCUCUUGGAGAUCAGAAAAACAUACUAGACUUACCUGACAAGAGAAAAUUUCAAGACGCAGUGGCAGCAGGAAACAAGGAACCUGCCAAAAGGCAGCGUAAAUGGAACUAUGAGUCUGUAAAGGCAUCUGAACCAAAAAGUCCCAGUGUCUUGCUCCUCACACCCAAGCAAAUCUCCGAGCCAAAUAUCACUGGCAGUGGCUCUGUGGUCAAGGCUGAUUCCCCAAUGGAGCGCAUUGUUCCAGAGUCAUCAAGAGUGCCUACCGAUUCUCUCAGAAUUGAUAACUUUCUGAGGCCUUUCACAGUGAAAGCUGUGCAAGAGCUUUUAGGGAAAACUGGGAAUGUUUGCAGCUUCUGGAUGGACAAUAUCAAGACCCAUUGCUAUGUCACGUUUUCUUCCGUGGAGGAAGCUAUAGAGACUAGAAAGGCGGUUUAUGGCCUUCAAUGGCCCACAUAUGGAGGUCGUUGCCUGAUUGCCGAUUUCGUGGACCCACAGGAUGUGAAGGCACAGCUUGUGGCUGGCCCUUCCAACCCAACUGCUCCUCCAGUAAGCAGCACUCCAGCAAUCCCCUCUCCAGUCCAAACUUUGCCUCAGCCUGCCUUGCCACCAGCCAGGCAACCGAGUGGUCCCUGGGAGCAAGUUGAAAGACCCCAUCCGCUCUCCCGACAGCCACCUGCUCAUGACCACCGGUCCACAAUGAAAGAGAGGGUUGCUAGACCGCCUUCACCUGCUGCUCCCAAAACAGAAACACCACCCAUGCCUACUUUGGAUGACCUGUUUAGGAAAACGAAAGCCACCCCUCGGAUAUACUAUCUACCACUGACGGAUGAACAAGUAUCCAUAAAGCUCAACACACAAAAGGAAAGCAAGUAGGUUUUGCAUUUGGAGAGUCAAGCGGGUAACUUGUAUGCAAUAAAAUCACCAUUAGGUGGAGGGCUUAAAAUGUAAUCCAAAAUAGAUUGCCUAUUUGUGAUUAUUCUUAUUAUUAAACUAAUAGUAGGCAUAGUGUUAGAAGUUUUGGUUUUUAGUUUUGACUUCUGAACUUCAUGGAACCACAUACUAUUUGGUUUUGGUGGUUUAAACCUAUGCUUACUUGACAUUCUUCUUAUUACUGUGAUAGUGUGAUAUAUUAAGAAACAAUUAGCAGCAAUAUGUUUGGAAACUAUAUUACCAGUGUACAACUAUGAUCGAGGUUCCUUGGCAUAUGCGACGUAUAGA
Cuscuta epithymum is the source of this 3508-nucleotide messenger RNA. The record is from the annotation of a GenBank genome assembly. NCBI's taxonomy places the organism in Eukaryota, Viridiplantae, Streptophyta, Magnoliopsida, Solanales, Convolvulaceae.